This is a messenger RNA of Saxophila tyrrhenica, 1062 nucleotides long. RefSeq lists its product as uncharacterized. Bases 1 to 1062 code for a protein of 353 amino acids. Gene Ontology annotation, molecular function: oxidoreductase activity. Lineage: Eukaryota; Fungi; Ascomycota; Dothideomycetes; Mycosphaerellales; Extremaceae. The record is from RefSeq and is a predicted model, not a curated record. The transcript has 4 exons.
AUGCCGCACAAAGAAGAGAGUCAAAUCACCGCAGUACCGCUGCAUGACACGUUCGCUGCCGAGGUGAGAGGCGUGGACUUCAGCAAGGAGCUCUCGGACGAAGAUUUCCAGCAGCUGAAACAAGAUCAGUACGGAGUUGUAGUAUUCAGGAACACGCGCCUCACAGAUGAAGGUCAUAUCGCUUUCUCCAGGCGAUUCGGCGAGCUAGAUGACAUCUCUCCAUACACAAAAGCCGGCAAGAAGAACCGGCUCGGCUACGAUGAACUCUUCGACGUCAGCAACCUCCUCGACGACGGCUCCGUCGCACCCCUAGACAGCCACCGCGCAGCCAUGAACAAGGUCCGCCACCCCACCCCCUUCUAUUACACCCGCUCACCUCUGCAGGGCAACUCCCUCUUCCACGUCGACUCCUCCUUCAACCCCCGCCGCGCAGGCUACAGCCUCCUCCGCGCCCACGAACUUCCGCCCUCCGGCCACGGCGGCAACACCGAAUACGCCGACGCCCGCACAGCGUACGACGACCUCCCGGAGGACCUCAAGCAAGAGCUCCUCGCCAACGACUACGUCGUCUGCCACUCCCUCUACCACUCUCGCAAACUCGCCUCUCCGGAUUCCCUGCCAGGAGUCAACCCCGAGGACCAUUUCAUGUCCCGCCACAAGCUUAUCCAGCGGCACGAACCCUCCGGUCGGAUGAAUCUGUACAUCGCUUCGCACGCCCACCACAUCGAGGGCUUGAGUGCGGAGAAGUCGAAGGAGCUGAUUAGUACGCUGUAUCAGCAUGCUUGUCAGUCGAAGUAUGUGGUUAGUAUUGAGUGGAAGAAUAACACUGAUUUGUUGCUGUGGGAUAAUACGUGUGUGAUGCAUCGGGCGGCGGGGGGGAGUUUUGAGGGAAAGUUUAAGAGGGACAUGAGGAGGACGGUAUGGAUCUUCUCGAGGUUUUGUGUGGCAGUCAGUGCUAAUCAGAGACAGACUGUUCAUGACAGCAGCAGCCAGGCAUGGGGAUUAAAUGAGCCGACUACCGAGCGCAUGGGGACGGCCGCGGAUAUCAGGCUUCGAUCGUGA